AUGUGCACCAGCGGCCAGAUCAUUGGGAGCCUCCUGGUGCUCUCCGUGCUGGAGAUAGGGCUGGGGGUGUCCAGCGUGGCCGUGGGGGCGGUCAGCUUCAGCCUGGCCCUCCGACAGCACAAGCCGCAGCUCGGAGACUCGUCCCCGGUAUGGAGCGGGGUGUGUUUUCUUCUUUGUGGCAUAUGUGGAAUAUUGUGCGCCAAAAAAAAGUCUGGACUUAUCAUGAUCCUCUUUUCCGCCUGCUGCAUCUGCGGCCUCAUCGGGGGCAUCCUGAACUUUCAGUUCCUUCGGGCCGUGACAAGGAGGACCUCUUCCCUCUACCCGCUGCACCUGGCCUCCAUGUCCCUGGCGUGCAUUGGGAUCGGGGGCUGCACCCUCUCUUCCUGGCUCACUUGCCGACUGGCCAGCUAUGAACAGAGGAGGAUGUUCUCGGAGAGGGAGCAUUCCCUGCACCACUCCCAUGAGAUGGCUGAGAAAGAAAUGACAGACAACAUGAGCAAUGGAGGACCACACCUGAUAUUUAAUGGAAGAGUAUAACUAAUGUUUUAAAGGACUGAACAUUUUUUAGGAUUUUCACGAGGCAAGGAAAUACCAAAGGACUAGGAGAUAAAACUGAAACAGUUCUUGCAUUUGCUGUUAUCUCUCCCGAGCACCCACUAAAAUUAUUCUUUCUCUA
Eptesicus fuscus (big brown bat) is the source of this 676-nucleotide messenger RNA. RefSeq names its product transmembrane protein 196 (gene TMEM196). The transcript is spliced from 4 exons. Bases 1 to 537 code for a protein of 178 amino acids. NCBI's taxonomy places the organism in Eukaryota, Metazoa, Chordata, Mammalia, Chiroptera, Vespertilionidae. The record is from RefSeq and is a predicted model, not a curated record.